UAGAAAACGACUCCUACUUGCUGCGUUUUGACAGCAACGGCUACUUCAGAACUUCAAGUUAUCGUUGCUGCCCGCGUUCUGGUUUUCUCCUCUUCAACAACCAACUCGGCUUUUCCACAACCAAAAAAAGAUGACCUUUCUAACAACCAUGGGUCAACGGAAAAAACAGGUUGACUUGACUUCCUGCGCUGCAAAAAGUCAUUCUCUCUGUCCCAACCCUCCGUUUCCUCUCCCCUGUCCCGACCUUCCCUUGCUCUCCCCUGUGAGGCUAUGACAAUCCCCACAAGCCAUGAUUCCAGCUAAAUCUAUGCAACCUCUCUUCUCUCCAUUCGCAUCUUUAAACCUCCUCUGCCAGCAACCCCCCCUUUCUCUUUUCAUCGCCAAUGAUAGCCUUCCAUUUGCAGCAGUUGCAGCUUUGCUUAUCGACCAAAAAGAAAAUUGCUAGAAAAACCUAGCUGACCCUAAUAUUGAAACUGACAUCAUCUUCGUCGUGUUUUAGUGUGUAAAUAUUGUUGCCAUAUCGGGAGGCUGUAGGUCGUCUGUUCCUGUUUUCAUCAUCUUCAUCUAUUUGGUGAGUAAGCUGCAACAAUGGGAGGGAAGUGUUUCAAAGCAGUGAAAGGAGGAGGAACUCCAGAAAGUCCUGAGCAAGAAUUGAAAAUCCCUCUUCGUGAUAUUCAGCUGGCCACUCAAAACUUCUCCCAGAACUACAUUGGUACAGGAAUGACUUCCAGUGUUUAUAAAUGCCUUCUUCAUGAUAGGGUUGUUGCAGUGAAACGAAUGAAUAUUAUGGUGGGGUACUCUUAUCUGAAGGGUGAAAAGCGCUAUAUUCGAUUUGACUUCGUGUUCGUGGUUGAUGCAAAGGCAUUACAUGAAUUCCAACAUCCAAAGAUCGUCAAGUUUGUUGGAUUCUGCCAGGAAGGGAAUGAGAGGCUUAUUGUUUCUGAGUACAUCAAGGGAAAAAAUCUGCACCAGUGCUUACAUGGUAAUCCAAAUGUAGUUCCUUAUAUUACUUGGAAGCAAAGAUUUCAAAUCGCAGUUGAUAUAGCAGAAGGUAUUCAGUACCUUCAUCAACAAGGAGUAAUCCACAGGCGCUUAAGGUCUACGAAUGUGCUCCUUGAUCAGAAUUUAACUGCUAGAAUAGCAGAUUAUGGUUUCAGAGAAAUCAGAGAAACAUAUACCCAAUCUCGUAUUUGCGACAGAGGACCCAUUUCAGGUGCUCUAGAAUACCUCUGCCCUCAGUACAUGACACUGGGAAUUGCCGGCAAAAACUCUGAUGUCUAUGCCUAUGGCAUUGUUUUACUUGAGUUGUUGAGUGGAAAGGACGCGCUUGGGUUGAUUUAUUGGGUUUCUGAUAGAUUGAAAGAGGGGAGAUAUUUGGAUAUCUGUGACCCUCGAAUUAUUUCAGAGAUUGAUGAUCAAAUAUUCAAAGUAGCUGUUGAUAUUGCUAUGCAAUGCACUGCUGCUAAUUUGAGUGAUAGGCCAGAAAUCUCAGAUGUGGUUGUUGCUUUGGGUGCUUGCCGUAAUGUAGUUGGCUGAAUUGGUUGAACUGAUGGAGAGUUUGAUGAUCAAACAUUCAGAAAUUUCAAUUGCCUUCAAAUUUUGUUCUUUCUUUAGAAAAUGUCAAUUGUUCUUGUGAAGGAAGGUGGUUGUUACAAUUCACGAUGGAGAUCUUCUUGCUUUCCUUUUUGGAAUUAUUUCGGAGGGCUGCUAAGACAUUUUGGUACUCGAAACAAUAGUCAAAUUCUCGAUUAGAUACCUAAAGUUUUUAAAAAAUUCACCAUUAAAUACUCAAAGUAAAGCAGUGUGUUUAAGAUUUACAAGGAGCAUCAGACCUAGGGAGGAUGUAAUGGAGCAGUUGUAGGAAUUUGCUGCUCCCUUUACAGGAGUUGGACGGGAGAAACAGUCAAUCAGCAGCAGGCCAUGGCAAACUAUUUUAAAAGAAGUGAGUGAAGAUCUUACAACUUGAUUUAUUGGCAAUUUUAGUUACUGUUUAAGUGUUACUAUUGGGCAUUAAACAAAUUCCCUCAACUUCAUUUAUUAAGUAGAUUACUAGCCAUGUUCAAGAUACUGUAAGAUUUUGAUCUUGUUGUGUUGUAGUCUGCAGUUGCUAUGAAAGAUUCUAAGUUUCAUUUCCGAGAAUCAAAUUAGGCUGCAGUCUGUCAAAUAAAUGCUUCGACUUUCAGUUC
This is a messenger RNA of Theobroma cacao (cacao), 2186 nucleotides long. Its product is annotated as putative wall-associated receptor kinase-like 16. Gene Ontology annotation, cellular component: plasma membrane. NCBI's taxonomy places the organism in Eukaryota, Viridiplantae, Streptophyta, Magnoliopsida, Malvales, Malvaceae. The record is from RefSeq and is a predicted model, not a curated record. Gene Ontology annotation, biological process: protein phosphorylation. Gene Ontology annotation, molecular function: ATP binding; protein kinase activity.